UGUAAAUAUCCAUCCUGAAAGAUUUAUGGCAUACAUGAAAAAUGGGAAGACAACAGUUCGUCAUGUACGUGGGAUUGUGGUUGGAUGUGAAGGAGCAGGGAAAACGACACUUCUAUACAGACUGAUGGGGAAAAGUCUCAAUGAAAUCAAAGAAAUAAAAUCAACCAGAGGACUCCAUUUCUACGAACACAUCUUUUCUGUGAAAAACGGAGAUUUAUCAGCUACGGACGAUGAGUUCUUAAGGAAACCAUUGAUCAGAAUUCCAGCAUCUGAGAUUCAACAGAUGGGAUCAGACCCCAAUGAUGACUCAGUGAAUAUUGAAAUGGGGAUAGAAACUGAAAACAGUUCUAGCUUGGAAAACAAUAAGGUUGAUCAGAGUACUGGAAAAGAAUUAAAUGCAAGGCAGAAUACUGAACCGGGUUCACAGAAAAAUGAAACAGAUGAUCAACAGCCUACAGAAAAUAAAAGAAGAAAAAUGCAUGCCGGAGAAAAUGACGGUAUUGAUCAACAAUUAGCAAGGGAUGUUUUGAAAAAAAUAUUGGAUGACAAGGAAAAUGAAAUAAGUGUCACCAUGAUUGACUUUGCUGGACAAUUUGCUUAUUAUGCUUGUCAUCAGAUUUACAUGAGAUCAGAAGCAUUCUAUGUUCUAGUGUUAGAUAUGAGUAAAGAUUUCGAAAACUUCGUUUGUAGUGACAGAGAUGAAUGUCAGGGCUCCAUCUUCUCUACGUGGACAUACAAAGAUUAUCUUGACUUCUGGCUUGACUCCAUAAAGUCGUUUAGUGGACCUUCUGCACAAGUUCUUGCGGUGGCUACGCAUACAGAAGGCAAGACGGGAGAGGAAAAAGACUCUUUUUGGGAGACUCUUUGGACAUUAGUACCAGAGGAUGAUAAGACCAGGCUUUAUGACAGGGACUUUGCAUUAGGACUAAUAGAGAUGAAUGAGGAAGCGAAGCAUGUUCUGCACAGUUUAAAAAAAUCAAUUUCUGAAGUAGUAUCACAAGGCAUGGAUACGAAAUUAGAAGUUCCAUCAGCCUGGGCACUUCUUGAACAUCUCUUACAAACAAAGGAAAAGCCUAUCUUGUCAAUUAGUGACAUCAACAAAGAGAAUAAGAAACUUUCAGAAGAAUAUCAAUUGAAAAGUCAAGAAGAAAUAUUUGAUUUUCUGUCUUUUUUCCAUGGACAUGGAUUGUUACUCUUUUUUAAGGAGGAGGGACUGAGAACCCACGCAGUUCUAGGCAUACAGUGGUUUUCUAACGCAUUCAGUAAGCUUAUUGCUGACAAGGAACACAUCAACAGGGACUGCAAACGAAGAUAUAUAGAAGAUUGGAACCAUUUCAAUGCGACGGGACAUCUGAGCAAUCCACUGUUAGAUUCUCUGUGGAAAGAAGAAUCGUCAUAUAUAGAACAUAAGACAAUACUUAUGUCAUACAUGGAGAGAUUACGGAUGUUAGUCAGCAUUGAAGGAGAAUCCUCCUGGUAUGUCCCCUGCAUGAAUAAAAAGCCUUUCACACACGGUCUCUUAAAACAGACACUAGAGAAAUCGUCCAUUCUGUGUUUUCGAUUUACUUCCUUUGCCAUGUUUGUCUUCUACAGGCUUAUUGCAUAUUGCAUGAGUUUCCUGAAGUGGAAAGUUCAGCUCGAUGGGUACAAAAGUCAAUGUCUGUAUCACACAGCGGCGAUUUUCGAAACCGAAAAUCACACAGUUACCGUUGGUAUAAUAAAUAACGAUAUCCAGGUGCAGGUAUUGCGGAUUAAUGAUCUACAGCUCAAGGUUUCCUGCAAAAUUGGAAAAUCCAUUCAAACUGCCUUAACAGAAUUGACAGCAACAUUUAAUGAGAAGAAAACCUUUCAAAAAGGUUACAAAUGCCUUAAUCUUUUCUGCUGUGAAAAGGAUCUAACUUUUAUUCCUGAGAAUGAACUUUCUGGAAGUCAAUGCAAUUGUCCUAUUGGGAAAGGAAAACACAAGAUAGAUGUUCAAUGGACUUUGGGAUUUUGGGAAGAUAGAAAUUCCAGUUGUCCCACAGUGCCAGUAGCUCCCAGACCAAACUUAGAUGGCCGAUCAAGAUUUGCUAAACUUGGAAUGGCAACAAACGAUGUGUUGAAUCAGGCAUAUAAAGACAUCAUCGAGUUAGAAAUCCUUCCUACUGUUUGUUAUAUAAAGGUUCAAUCACUUCCAACUAAAUUACAGCUGUACCCAGAGCAAGAACGUCUCUUGCAAGACGCCCAACAUACUGGGUAUAAGAAUUUUGAUAUUUCCUUAUCAUAUAAGAUAAUCAGAAACGUUUGCUCAAAGAUCCCUAAACCAACAAAAGGCAGAUGGGGACAAAACAAGAUGCCUGCACCGGGAGAGACUACAGUGGGUGAUGAUAUCGAGAGAAUUCGGUUAAUGCGAAACAGUUUAACGGGACACGUGAGCUCAGCGUCCACUUCUCAGACAGAAUUCGAUGACACGUGGUCUUUAAUGGCCGGUAUUUGCCAAAGAUUAGAAACCUUCACGAAGAAGAAGUACAUGGAUAAUUUAAUUUACAUUGAAAAUCUCAUCUUAAAAGAGAAGGAUGAAGAUGAUAUCAUAGAAAGGCUUAAAAAGGAACAUGACCGUGAAUUGUUGGAGAAAAUCAAUGCGGGUGUGCAAGAACUUACGACAAUUUGGAAGCCUGAAAGCAGAGAUUCUGCAGAUUACGAUUAUUAUUCGUGAUUAUUUUGAAUGAAGCCUGUACUCAUAUUCAAUUGUCAAAGCUCGAUAUUUGCCGUAUUCAUUAAAAGUGACCGAUCAACAACACAAGUGAU
Molecule: messenger RNA, 2787 nt
Organism: Saccostrea cuccullata (small rock oyster)
Lineage: Eukaryota; Metazoa; Mollusca; Bivalvia; Ostreida; Ostreidae
Exons: 5
Coding region: 26-2695 (889 amino acids)
Source: RefSeq, a predicted model, not a curated record